AUGCAGCAUGCAUCAACUCUUCCGAACAAAGAACAAGGAUUGACAGUGUACGUUUUGCCUUAUCGAAAAGAAGCGAUGGCGGAACCGAAAGUUCAGGUUCUGUACGAAAUCUUUAAAUGGACUGGAGAGAGUGUAGAUGAGAUGAAUAAAAUCAACGGCCUGAUGCAGUUAUUGGAACAAUUCGGAGCUCAGCCGAAAGGUGACCAGAAAUACUGGCCAACCGCAACCAUCUGCUUCGCAACGGUGAAGGUGAGCCUGCAACCAAAGGAUGAGACAUCCUCUCCUAGCACGGAACAUUCAAGUGCUUUCUAUUGCGGAAUACAUGGUUGUGGAGGUGACAACUACCAUACUGAAUUACAGCUCAUAAAAUGGAUUAAAGACCUUAAUAUCUCGCCAAGCGAUAUUGAGGAAAUCCAGAUUUAUAGCAACCAUUCCCCUUGUAUGGCGUGUUGCAAUCGUCUCCUGCAACUGCAGGAUCGGGAUUCCCCGAUCCCCCUGCAGAAAGUAUCUCUUUCUUUCCGACGAAAAUAUCGGAAAAGCUAUAUUAAUCAGGAGGAACAUGAAGAACUUGAUGGAUUAUUGAAAAAUAAAAUGAAUAAUUUCCUCGAGUUGCAAAAGGAAGAUAUUGAAUGUUUUAGGAGCAAGUUUUUGGAGUACCUGGAGAAAGAGGUGAUCAAGGAAAAACCCACAGAGGAAGAAAUGAAAAUGACAGAUGAGUGGUUGGAUGGUUUGAAUCCCGUGCAGGGUAUCCUUGAUGAAGUGGAAAGUGAAACCUAUUAUCAGGAAUCGAGUAGUGACUGACGAAAAUUAAAGUUACUCUAUUGGAAGCAGAACUGAACAACAGAUGUACGCGAGUGAAAUGAAAGUCAAUGAAUCAUAUAUGAAAGAAAAAGUAGACUGUUUAUAUUUGCAUGGUUACAACUUGGAACGAACGAUCAGUGG
This is a messenger RNA of Darwinula stevensoni, 942 nucleotides long. The record is from the annotation of a GenBank genome assembly. Lineage: Eukaryota; Metazoa; Arthropoda; Ostracoda; Podocopida; Darwinulidae.